Molecule: messenger RNA, 1410 nt
Organism: Rotaria socialis
Lineage: Eukaryota; Metazoa; Rotifera; Eurotatoria; Philodinida; Philodinidae
Source: the annotation of a GenBank genome assembly
AUGUCAUCCAAUAAUAAACGAUGUUCAUCAGGUAUUUUAUCGACCGCUCAAACACAAUCUCUUGUGUCAUUCCAACAGCAUGCAACAUUAUCACGUUCAAAAACCUGCAGUUUUACUAGCCCAACCACAUCAAGAUCAAAGCCCGAACGCCUUCAGCCACUUGUAACAAACAAAAAUUCACAAUUAAAUAAUGAAGCACUUCCUGAUGAUGUUGAUAAUCUUCAUCCAGCAAUGGUUAGUGAACUUUGUUUACAUACACGAGGGCUUUCUACCAUACCCAGUUUAUCUCAAUUCAGUAAAUUACAGAUAUUAGAUCUUUCAUGCAAUAAUUUAAUCCGUAUUGAAAACUUAAAAAAUCUAUCGAAUUUACGUGAAUUAAAACUGUAUGGAAAUAAAAUUGAACGAAUUGAAAAUCUUGAAUGUUUAACUCAACUACAAAUUCUUCAAUUACAAUUUAAUGAAAUUCAAUCAAUCGGUCUCGGUCUUAUAUGCCUAACUCGAUUACAAUCGCUUCGUAUAGAUUCUAAUAAACUGUCAAUAAUUAAACCCGAAGAAGUAUUAAAGUUAGCACAACUUAAAAUUCUCGAUAUAUCCAAUUGUACAAUAGAGCAUCUUGAUUUUAUUAACACACUUUCAUCUAUAGUAGAGUUACGUGCGUGUCAUUGCAAUUUAAAAAUAUUACCCAAUCAAUUUCGUAAUCUUCGUAAUUUAAUUGAUGUCGAUUUAUCAAAUAAUGAACUUAAUAACAUAGCAUCAUUAAAAACUUUAUUAUCAUUACGUAUUCUUCGUUUAGCUAAUAAUCAUAUACAAGAUAUACAAGUCAUAUCGUUUCUCGUUCAUUUAAAUGAACUUGAUUUAAGUAAUAAUAAAAUUAACUCACUACCAAAUUCAUUUGAGAAACUUAUUGAUUUACAAUGUCUUAAUGUAUCACAUAAUCGUAUUAAUUCGUGGAAUAAUAUCAGUGUUCUUCACCAUAUGAGUUCACUUUUUAUAUUAAAUUUAAAUGGCAAUUCACUUCUAUCUCAAGUAGAAAAUUUUAUUGAAAAAGUAUCUGAAUUAUGCCCAACAUUAGAAGUAAUUAAUGAUAUUAGUUUAAAAACUGAUGAUUCAACAGCAAAUCCAAGUGCAUCAGAUGAACAACUAAUGAGUAUUGAUAAAGAAUUAAAAGAAGUUGAUCAAACACUUGAAAAGUCCAUAGCAGUUAUUCAAGCACAAUUUGAUGUGAUCUUCAAUGAUUUACAAAAACUGAAUACAUCGAAUCAUGACAGUAAACAAGAUAAAGAAUUAAUGAACAAUAACUUUCUAGAAUCAAAUGAUUCAAAUAAAAAAUCCAUGCAUCGUCUAUUUCAAGCACUAACAUUCAGUGAAGAAAAUUAUCAGAGUGCCGAUCAAGAAACGAAUGAUGUCUAA